Messenger RNA from Cutaneotrichosporon oleaginosum, 3295 nucleotides. RefSeq lists its product as uncharacterized. The record is from RefSeq and is a predicted model, not a curated record. Gene Ontology annotation, cellular component: cytoplasm. Lineage: Eukaryota; Fungi; Basidiomycota; Tremellomycetes; Trichosporonales; Trichosporonaceae.
AACUUACCCCUCUCCGCCUUCCCUCCCGCCGCCGCCCAUCACAAUCCUCCUCUCCAUCUCUCUUUUCUCCUCAUCUCUCUCAUCUCUCCAUCUCUCUUCCAUCACACCCUCCUCCCCACUUUCCUCUCUAUCAACCCCCAUACAAGUUCUCAUGCACACCACGACCGCUCAGGUCGCGCACCACAACACCACCAACAAGCCUGUUGACUUUAACAAUCAUCAUAGCCCGGCCCUCGGGGCCGGGGCGGCCACUGUCACAGUGCCCCCCAAGGCCGACCACAAAGACGAUGACCAGCCAGAGCAGUACCUCCCCAGACUGGAUCACAUCCCUGUCGAGGUCCUCUCUCUCAUCGCCUCUCUGAUCGCCCCUCCCUUCUACCUCCCUCCGCCACCCGACGAGCCUCAGUCCACUCCUCAGCCCCAUGUCAUCACCUCUCUUGAUCCCUCCCCACCCGCACUCAAAACGGUCCCCCAGGCACUUUCUGCCACCACCAAAACUUGUUCGCACGUGCUUGACGCCGCUCGCCCGUGGCUCUGGGAGAACGUCGAUGUCCGCUCCGGUCGCGGAUGGCUCGCCGUAGUCGAGGCCCUCACAGAGGAGGUCAACGAGGAGAACAAGGAAGACGCCGAGAUGGCUGUAAUCUCCGUCGAGAGCAGCAUCGAUGGUGGCAAUAUGAGCCGCGAUGCCAGCACCUUUGGCAGCGACGGGUACUCGCCCAUGCCCGAGCGCGCCCGCGAGCGCCUCCGUGAGUCAUCAGAGCAGCCCGAAGCAGGGCCGAGCAACUAUGCCGACGCCCUCACACACUCGCCCACCUCGACAACCCAUCCUGUCGAGCUGCCCCUCCCUGUCAGUGUUCCCGUCGGCACGGGCCAUGGACGUAGCGUUGUGGGGCGCACGGUCACGAUCAACACGACUGUCGCUCAGAACUAUUACCGGCCCAACGAGCCCAGCUCGAGCAAGUCGCCAGGCAUGCGCUACAACAUGGAGACGAGCCCCCCUCCCCAGCCCCACCGUCUCUCUAUGCUUCUUACGCCGCCCGGCUCGCGCACCACCUCCCCCGUUGGCCAGACUCGCGCUCACCUCCGUGGACGCUCGCGCUCACCUCGUCGCCAGCUGAGCCUUUGGGACGCCGAGGGCAUCAGCUCGGUCCUGCAGCGCUCUAUGAGCCUGUCGCUCCCCAACGGGAGCCGCCCUUUUAUGCGCACCAGCUCGCUCAGCCACUCCCGCAUUGUCCGCGAGCACGACUCGGACGAGGAAACGGACGAGUCUGAGCCCAACGACCACUCCGAGUCGCUUCGCACCGCGAUGCGCACCCCGCCUCCUCAGGAGGAGGAGGCUCCGCAAACCCCUCCCCCAGAGGAGGAGGAAGACGUCCCGGUCAACGCCAACCCGGAGCUUCUCCCGCCACCUGGGCCCUACAUUCGCCACCUCUCCUUCACCAACUUCCGCACGAUCGGCAGCCGCCGCUCGCAGGAGGAAGCAGUGCGUGGGCGCUUUGUCACUGCUGGGCGUCUCGAGGGCGUCCUCAAGAACACCCCAAACCUUCGCUCGCUCUGCAUGACCGAGUACGUUGACUCGUCGCUCUCCGCCGAUGUCGUCGAGGAGAUCUUCUUCCGUGGAUACAGCAAGCCGCGUAUCCUGCGCAACUACUCGCGCUCGCCAGACCGCAGGCGCCUGUCGCGCACCACGUCAAUCUCGCAGCAGAACCCCGCGGACGCGGACGAUCACUCGCUCGACCCAUCGCAGACUACUAUCGACGACCAGAUGGACCCCCCGCGCCCCACCUAUGUGCCUUACGAGAUGGAGACGGACGAGGACAUGUGGAAGAGGCGCAAGCAGUUUACUCCGCUCGAGGCACUCGACCUUACCGGAUGCGUGAGCCGCACCUUUGCCGAGGCAGUCGAGGAGUUUGGCGACAGCUGGCUCAACUUGGGCCCCCAUGACGAGGAAGGGCGUGGGCGCAGCCGAUCGCGUCGGUUCGUCACUGAGGCGAGUGAUGACGAUGACGAGACUGAGCUUCACAACCGCAUGACGCAUCGCCCGCUCUUCACCGCGUUGCGCCGCAUCUCGCUGCGGGCAUGCACCAACCUGCCCUCGCAGUUCAUCACGCAUCUUAUUCUUGCGAUGCCCAAUCUUACCCACCUCGAUCUGUCGGGCACACGCGUGACGGACAACCUCCUUCAUGCGCUCACUCAGCACCCGCCUCCGGGCAUGCACCUGCAGUCGCUCUCGCUGGCGCGGUGUCCGCGCCUCGACCCCAGCUGCGUCGUUGACUUCCUUAUUGAGUCGCCGGCCGCUCGCGACAUUGUCGACCUUAACCUCUUCGUCAACCCAACGCAGGGCAAUGCCAUUGGCGCGUAUGACCUCAAGCGCCUCCUCACGUCGGCUCCGUGCAUCAAGUCGGGAAGGCUGCGUUACCUGGAUCUCUCGUCCGCGGCGUUCUCCGCCGAGCACCUCUCGCCCGAGGUCUUCCCGCCGCAGCCGAGUCUUGUGUCGCUUGGUCUUAGUCACGUUGCCGCUCUGCCACUCAAGGAGAUUGCGCAGUUCCUUCGCUCGUCGGCACCAGGCGUUGAGGUGCUCACGCUGACGGGCUCGUCGGUUAUGGACCUGCGCCCCGACGCAUCGACUCUGCAGAUCACGCUGUCGCUGCACGCGCUGCUCAUCAACCCGCUCACGACCGUGCCCUUCUCGCUGGGCAGCAUCAACAUGUCUGGCAAUGUUACCAAAGCGGACCUGACUGCCGGUCCGACGCGUCUCCGCGUCGUCGAGCUGUCCAGCGCGAUUCGCCGCUCUCUCGACCCUUCGCAGGGCUCGGGCCGAACCGAGUGGCAGGUCGUCAAGUCCAAGGGCGGUCGCGGCUGGUACGUCGACGUAUCAGCGGGCUGGAUCCAAAGCAACACGCUUGAGGACUGGGGAUAUGUCCAGAAGCCUCCUGCCACGGUCGGCGAGGGCUUGGGCUCGCUCUCGUUCGUCCGCCACUUGCCGGCCAGCCACCCGCGGCGGCGCUACCUCACCCAGCUCGCUGAGGCGAAUGGGCGAGUACGCUCGGAUGUCGGGUGGCACUCGCGCAAGAUGGAGGUGGUGCGCGGCGAGGGCAUGAUGGGCCGCGAGGAGGGCAUGGGCGGCGUGGGCGCCUUUGCGUUUGAGGAGUAAGUGGACCGAGAGGCCAGCUGAGGGGUGGCUGGUAGUGUCGGGCAAGGGGCGGAGGGAAAAGAGGUGCCAGAAUCGCACGGACUGUGCCAUUUCAACCUGUACGAUGGUCUGCAAGCACCACAUGACUCGAAGCAAGAACCG